ACCACGCCCCCAUCUCCGUCCGUGUACACACACUCACACAAGGACGCCAACCCCACCUAGAUGCAAAGCAGGAUUCAAAAGAACAUCUUUGCGUUUUCUACCGGCUCCCCAUCAUCGUACUAGGGAGGAAGAAGCGGGUGAGAAACAAAACUUCUUUCCAUUGUCCUGCCCGUUUCUGCGGACUUGUUCUGAGGCCGAGGAGCCUGUGUUGGAAGAGAUGGUGAUGGGCCUGGGCGUUUUGUUGUUGGUCUUCGUGCUGGGUCUGGGUCUGACCCCACCGACCCUGGCUCAGGAUAACUCCAGGCACCUCUAAGAUACUGAUGGCUCUGCAGAGGACCCAUUCAUUGCUUCUGCUUUUGCUGCUGACCCUGCUGGGGCUGGGGCUGGUCCAGCCCUCCUAUGGCCAGGAUGGCAUGUACCAGCGAUUCCUGCGGCAACACGUGCACCCUGAGGAGACAGGUGGCAGUGAUCGCUACUGCAACUUGAUGAUGCAAAGACGGAAGAUGACUUUGUAUCACUGCAAGCGCUUCAACACCUUCAUCCAUGAAGAUAUCUGGAACAUUCGUAGUAUCUGCAGCACCACCAAUAUCCAAUGCAAGAACGGCAAGAUGAACUGCCAUGAGGGUGUAGUGAAGGUCACAGAUUGCAGGGACACAGGAAGUUCCAGGGCACCCAACUGCAGAUAUCGGGCCAUAGCGAGCACUAGACGUGUUGUCAUUGCCUGUGAGGGUAACCCACAGGUGCCUGUGCACUUUGACGGUUAGAUGCCACCAUGUAGGGAUUAUCGCGAGUGGUUGACCUUACACUUACUCCUUAAAUAGCAGUGAGUAAUGCAUUUGAGCUGUCCCAGGCUCUGUCUCCUCAGCUCAUUUCCUACUCUUUUUCUCUAUAUAACUCAUUCUAUUAAAUACAUUGCACCAAAGAGAUAUGGAGACAUAAACCUGUAAUGAAUGAGGCUGGGCUUUUCUGUAAUAAGCUUCCUUUUAUAAUACUGGUCAGCUUAGCUCUCUCAGAUCCUAUCCUGUGGAAUUUAGUUAUUAUGUGUAUUUAUGUAGUAUUUCAAACAUUUCAAAAUGCUUUCAUCUAUGUUUAUCACAUUUUAAUACCACAGCACUUAUAAUGAUGUCACUACAUAUAGAAGCUCAAAGUUAAGGGAUUUGCUGAAGACUGUAAAGUUAAUGGAAGAAUUGAGACAAAAAUCCAGUGUAGCUGGCCACUUAUCCAGGGCUUUUUCUACUUCAUCACAAGGAAUGUUUUGAAAGUGUCUGCUUUUUUUAUCCUUAAAAUUCACCUGUCAGGGAGGCAUUAAAAAUUUGGAAAUGUAUGCCAGCAAAAUGUGAGCUCUGUAUUUUUUGGCAUUCUUAUGUUUGGGUUUAAUAAGAUUAAGAAAAUGAUACUGGGAAUUUUCUUUUUCCUGAAACUUUGAAUCACCCUAGUAAGUCAAAGUACUAAAAAAUGUACUAGAUCAUUAAGACUUAUGUGCUCUUACUGAUUGAAAGAUUUUUUAUGUUUUCCUUGUAAUAAAGGACCUAAACCGAAGGUACCUGAGAAGACUGUGCUAUGGUAUUAUUUUUUUUCUCUGACUUUUAAAUUCUUGUUUAGUUUAUAAACAUGCAUGCACCUUAAUAACCUCAUAAACUCUGGUCAAAGACUAAUGCCUAUCAGAUCCAUGACCACAACACAGAAGAUUUGUCUCAUUUACUCCAGAGAGAAUGAUUCCUCUCAAAGACAAUUCUCACAGCUCUUCCUUCUCCCUUAGAAUAUUUAGAAGCAAAUUAGGGAGCUGUCAGGUCUCUGAGCCCAAGCCUGCACGUAUACAUCCAGAUGGCCUGAAGCAACUGAAGAACCACAAAAGAAGUGAAAAUAACCAAUUCCUGCCUUAACUGAUGACAUUCCACCACUGUGAUUUGUUCCUGCCCCACCUUAACUGAUCAAUUAGCCUUGUGACAUUCCUUCUCCUGGACAAUUAGACUCAGGAGCUCCCCACCAGAGCACCUUGUGACCCCCGCCCCUGCCCGCUAGAGAAUAACCCACUUUGACCGUAAUUUCCCACUACCAACCCAAAUCCUAUAAAACUGCCCCACCCCAUCUCCCUUUGCUGACUCCUUUUUUGGACUCAGUCUGCCUGCACCCAGGUGAUUAAAAAGCUUUAUUGCUCACACAAA
Molecule: messenger RNA, 2165 nt
Organism: Homo sapiens (human)
Lineage: Eukaryota; Metazoa; Chordata; Mammalia; Primates; Hominidae
Gene: RNASE4
Product: ribonuclease A family member 4
Exons: 3
Coding region: 321-764 (147 amino acids)
Cellular component (GO): extracellular region
Molecular function (GO): RNA nuclease activity; nucleic acid binding
Source: RefSeq, marked reviewed